GAUUUAACGGAUACGGACAAAGUAAACAUUGCACCAGAACCUUUUGUGUAAAAUUUCACUUUUUCUGUUUAUUUCACCGCUUAAGUAUAAACAUCGAGAUGUUGAGCCUGUUAAAGAAGGAGAUCGAGUCCAAGAAGAGGUCCCUGGAGGAGAGCAAUGUCAUGGAGGGCGACAAGAGGUACUUCAAGCGGGCCGAGUUGAGCGCCCGCCAGGCAGAUGCCUACUGGAAGAGACUCGGCGUCGGGCCUCGGGACGGGAAUGAGGGAGAGGACGGCUCCUCCAACCAAGAGGGCGAGGCCUCGCGGUCGCAGGACAAGGUGAACCAGGAGGUGGGUGACGCGCCGGAGCUCCCCCGCGCUGAGGUCCUCCGGAGGCUGAGGGAGAGGGAGGAGCCCAUCAUGCUCUUCGGCGAGACGGAGCACGACGCCUUCAAGAGACUGCGGAGGCUGGAGAUCCUGGAGCCGGAGGUGAACCGGGGUCUGAGGAACGAUUUCCAGGAGGCCCUGGAGCGGGUGGACCAGGCCUAUCUCAACGAAAUCCUGAAGACAGAAGGAGGAGACGGCGUCCGAAAUGUUUCUCUCACGGGCGAAAUCAUCACCAUGGAGAUCCUGAUCGAGACGGCGAAGGACCUCAACAACGGCAACGCCUCGUUCGAACUCAGGUGCAAGGUCAUCCUCAAGUUUGUGGAGCUGAUUUUGCAGUUGUGGGGUAGCAAGCACAACGCGCGUCCGGAGGCGGAGAAGCUCAGCGUCCGGGGGAAGAUGGACUCCGCUACCUACACGCAGACGCAGUCGUACCUGAAGCCCUUGAUCAAGUGCCUCAAGAAGAGGUCUCUACCCGAUGACAUCAUGGAGUGUCUGACGGAGAUCGUGCAGCACUGCCUGGAGCGCGAUUACGUCAAGGCCAACGACGCUUACCUGCAGAUGGCCAUCGGCAACGCCCCCUGGCCCAUCGGCGUGACCAUGGUGGGCAUCCACGCGCGAACAGGGCGAGAAAAGAUCUUCAGUAAACACGUGGCCCACGUCCUCAACGAUGAAACGCAGCGGAAGUACAUCCAGGGCCUCAAACGGCUCAUGACCAAGUGCCAGCAGUACUUCCCAGCCGCGCCUUCGAAGUGCGUCGAAUACCAGGCAGUUGCACAGUGAAAAGUCGGGUUGUAAAUUUCUGUACCCGAAGACGGGUUCAUGACCUGUGUAAAAUAUGUGGAAAACAGCAGAACAUGAAUGACAGACUGAGCAGGAUGAGUGAACAGUUUCCGAAAAUUCACGUUGAAAAUAAAAACAAUUAUUUUAUUGUCCCAGCUCAUGAAUAUGAGUUAACAUUUUGCUAUGGUAAGAAUAAGGUAUUUCUUAUCUUCAAAGAUUCACAUUUUUUAGAUAAAUGCCUAUGUAGUAAGAUUUGACCAUAUUUUUCAUAUUUGUUUUGGAGAGAGAGGAAACAAACAAUAUAGGCAACAAAAUAGAUAUAAAAUGAGAUUACAAAAUUAAUUCCAAUUAAAGUAAUUUACAGUAAAAGAGUUAUUCGGCACAGCCCUACAGUUUGUGCUGUGCUAAUGUAUUGUAAGAAAAAAUAUGUACAAUAUAUAAGUAUAAGAUGUUCAUUUCAUUCAAACUUUUCAUCCUACAUAGUCCAUAUAUUGUUCACAUUUAUAUUUUGGCAAUUUUUCUAAUUGCCUUGCAUAUAUUAUUUUCCCUUCGUAUAAGAAAUAAAAGUUGAAAUUUUUAA
This is a messenger RNA of Penaeus chinensis, 1725 nucleotides long. It is a transcript of the gene Prp18, whose product is annotated as pre-mRNA-splicing factor 18-like. Lineage: Eukaryota; Metazoa; Arthropoda; Malacostraca; Decapoda; Penaeidae. The transcript has 2 exons. The coding region runs from base 99 to 1145 and encodes 348 amino acids. Gene Ontology annotation, biological process: RNA splicing; generation of catalytic spliceosome for second transesterification step. The record is from RefSeq and is a predicted model, not a curated record. Gene Ontology annotation, cellular component: U5 snRNP; U2-type post-spliceosomal complex; U4/U6 x U5 tri-snRNP complex.